Molecule: messenger RNA, 590 nt
Organism: Aplysia californica (California sea hare)
Lineage: Eukaryota; Metazoa; Mollusca; Gastropoda; Aplysiida; Aplysiidae
Exons: 2
Coding region: 84-581 (165 amino acids)
Source: RefSeq, a predicted model, not a curated record
AGGAAUUUUAAACUGGCACUCAGAACUCAAACUCGUUUACACUGCAUUUUCCCUCACGGAGGAUGAAGUUUAUCAAGGACUGAAUGAAGAGGCACGUGUUCAUGCGAGGGAAGGGAAGGCGUCCAGACUUUCCAGAAGUGAAGACUGUGCUGUUGCAGCUAUUGUUCUUGAAACAAGACAUGGAAAAUAAUGGAAUUGCCUACAGUUUCAGAAAGCUAAGGUCCUUACUUGAGAGGCUAGUUCCACACACGUGUCAUGUGACGGAAAGCAAGGUCACCUACCAGAUGACAUCAACUCUAAAAGAGUCCUUAAAGAAACGGAGUGACAGGGUAAUAGAGUUCCUUACACAGGAGUAUUACUUCUUGCGUCUGCCUGACCCGCUGAAUUCUCUUGGUGUCACUCGAUUUCACUUACAGAAUGUUGAGAAUUAUUUGUCCCCACCAUCCAGUUGCAUUCCUGUUUCUGUUGCCAUUGCCUUAGAAAAUCAAUGUAUGUGUACCAGAAGAAUCAAUACGAUGGACCUUGUUUCAUUGAUCAAUAUAUCGCAUUCAUGCAUGUUCUCUAUCUCUCUUGUCUUGUAAUAAUAAUAA